Messenger RNA from Humulus lupulus (European hop), 4261 nucleotides. RefSeq names its product ABC transporter B family member 13-like. The transcript is spliced from 9 exons. Gene Ontology annotation, molecular function: ABC-type transporter activity; ATP binding; ATP hydrolysis activity. The record is from RefSeq and is a predicted model, not a curated record. Bases 153 to 4055 code for a protein of 1300 amino acids. Lineage: Eukaryota; Viridiplantae; Streptophyta; Magnoliopsida; Rosales; Cannabaceae. Gene Ontology annotation, cellular component: membrane. Gene Ontology annotation, biological process: transmembrane transport.
CCCCACUACAUAUAACAGUCUUUUGCAUUUAUUACUGACACCAACUUACUGGUUUUCAUUCCUGAGUUUCUCGUGAAAACUUCAUCUAGUGCUUUCAUGUUUGUUCUGUCUUAGACUUAUUGGUUUUUACCAAGUUUUGUCUAUAGUCUUCAAUGGAGAAAAUGGAGCUCGCUAGUGCUAGUAAUGAGGUCUUGGAGCAAAACCCACGUCCCAAUAAUGACCAACCAGCAAGAAAUAAAACCAGCAGCGGCAGCAGCACUGUUUCACUAUUUGGCUUGUUUAGUGGUGCUGAUAGAGUAGACUAUGCUUUGAUGUUUUUUGGAAGUGUUGGUGCCUGCGUCCAUGGGGCUGCUCUUCCUGUUUUCUUUGUUUUGUUUGGUCGUAUGAUUGAUGCUUUGGGACAUUUUUCUAUGAAUUCUCUAAGUUUAUCUUCCCAUGUUUCAGAGAAUGCUUUGAACUUGGUAUAUCUUGGACUGAUCGUAAUGGCCUCGGCAUGGAUAGGUGUGGCUUUCUGGAUGCAGACUGGGGAAAGGCAAACAGCUCGAUUACGUGUGAAGUAUCUUGAGUCGAUUUUGAAGAAGGAUAUUGGUUUUUUUGACACUGAAGCCAGAGAUGCCAACAUCAUCUUUCACAUAUCAAGUGACGCAGUUCUAGUUCAAGAUGCAAUAGGAGACAAGGUACUUAGUUUGAUCACAACAAAGCCAACAGCUUUAUCCUUAUGUAUUGUUAUUAAACUAUAUAUGGAAGAAAAGGGUACUAAAAUUAAGUUGUUCUGUGCUGGUUUUGGUACCUUUAUGCAGACUGGCCAUGCUUUGCGUUACCUUUCUCAGUUCAUUGUUGGGUUCGGCAUUGGAUUUACAUCGGUUUGGAGGCUUACUCUCGUAACCCUGGCUGUUGUACCAUUGAUUGCCAUGGCAGGGGUAGCUUAUACAUUAAUCAUGUCUACAUUAUCAGGAAAAGGUGAGAAAGCUUAUGCUGAAGCUGGAAAACUUGCGGAAGAGGUUAUUUCGCAAGUUCGAACAGUGUACUCAUUUGCAGGUGAAGAUAGAGCAGUUGAAGCUUAUUCAAUGUCACUAAGUAAGGCUCUCAAGUUAGGUAAGAAGAGUGGUUUUGUGAAAGGAAUUGGUGUAGGCUUUACAUAUGGUCUGUUGUUUUGUGCCUGGGCGUUGCUUCUCUGGUAUGCUGGCUUACUUGUCAGACAUGGAGAAACAAAUGGAGGAAAAGCAUUCACAACAAUCAUUAAUGUCAUCUUUAGUGGAUUUGCUCUUGGCCAAGCAGCGCCAAAUCUAGCUGCCAUCGCUAAAGGACGAGCUGCUGCUGACAAUAUCUUCAGCAUGAUUAGAACAAAUAUUAACUCUCCAGGUAAGUCAGAUAAUGGAAUAGUGCUUCCAACAGUAUCUGGGAAUAUUAAAUUCUGCGAGGUCAGUUUCGCUUAUCCAUCAAGAUCAGACAUGGUUUUUGAAAAGCUCAGCUUCGAAAUCAGUUCUGGCAAGACCUUUGCAGUUGUUGGUCCGAGUGGUUCAGGAAAAAGCACUAUUAUUUCCAUGAUUCAACGUUUCUAUGAACCCACUUCAGGAAAAAUACUGCUGGAUGAGCAUGAUCUUAAAACUCUUCAGUUAAAAUGGUUGAGAGAACAGAUGGGAUUGGUUAGUCAAGAACCAGCACUGUUUGCCACUACCAUAGCUGGAAAUAUUAUGUUUGGUAAAGAUGAUGCAGAUUUGAAUCAGAUUAUGGAAGCUGGUAAAGCUGCAAAUGCUCACUCUUUUAUUGAAGGACUACCAGAUGGUUACUAUACUCAGGUGGGAGAAGGAGGAACUCGGCUUUCAGGGGGGCAAAAACAGAGAAUUGCUAUUGCCAGAGCAGUGUUGAGAAACCCAAAAAUACUACUCCUAGAUGAGGCCACUAGUGCUCUUGAUGCAGAAUCUGAAUUAAGUGUUCAGCAGGCACUAGACAAGAUCAAGUCUGAUCGAACAACAAUCAUUGUCGCACAUCGCUUAUCGACCAUCAGAGAUGUAGAUACAAUCAUUGUCUUGAAGAAUGGUGAGGUUGUUGAAAGCGGAAGUCACUCAAAAUUAAUAUCCAAGAAUGGAGUGUAUGCAACUCUGGUAAGCUUGCAGGUUUCAGAACAAGCAGUAAUUUCCAGUGAUUUUCCUCCCUCUCAAAGUUCAAGAAAUUCUAGCUUUCAAGAAGUCUUUGAAAACCAGCAACACCAAGAGGGGUUGAACCCAAUUACAAGAAAGGAUCUGAAACCAAGUGAUCAUAAAAAUAUGUCAUCUCCAACCAUUGCUCCAACUUCAUCAAUAUGGGAGUUAGUAAGACUAAAUGCACCAGAAUGGCCCUACGCAAUACUUGGUUCAGUGGGAGCAAUUCUUGCAGGAAUGGAAGCUCCUCUUUUUGCUCUUGGAAUCACCCAUGUCUUGUCUGCAUUUUAUUCACAAGACGAUUCUAGAAUCAAACAAGAGAUUCAACGAGUGGCUCUCAUUUUUGUUGGACUGGCUGCAAUCACCAUUCCAGUAUAUCUCUUCCAACACUACUUCUUUACAUUAAUGGGAGAGCGGCUCACUUCUCGUGUUCGCCUUCUUAUGUUCUCAGCUAUUCUUUCCAAUGAAGUUAGUUGGUUUGAUUUGGAGGAAAACAACACUGGCUCACUCACUUCCAUUUUAGCAGCAGAUGCAACAUUAGUACGAAGUGCUCUCGCAGAUCGUUUGUCAACCAUUGUGCAAAACAUAGCACUGACUGUCACUGCCUUUGUCAUUGCCUUCAUUCUAAGUUGGCGUAUAGCUGCUGUUGUCAUUGCCUCUCUCCCCUUACUUAUCGGAGCUUCCAUAGCCGAUCAACUUUUUCUCAAGGGUUUUGGAGGAGACUACAACUGUGCCUACUCAAAGGCAACCUCUUUGGCCCAUGAAGCAAUAACCAAUAUACGCACUGUUGCUGCAUUUGGUGCUGAAGACAGAAUCUCAGCUCAAUUUGCCUCUGAACUAAACAAACCAAGCAAGCAAACAUUUUUACGUGGCCAUAUUUCAGGUUUUGGCUAUGGUCUAUCUCAGCUUUUUGCAUUCUGUUCCUAUGCUCUUGGGCUUUGGUAUGGAUCAGUUUUAAUCAAGAAUAAGGAAUCAAACUUCGGGGAUAUCAUGAAGUCUUUCAUGGUUCUGAUCAUCACAGCCUUGGCAAUAGCAGAAACUCUAGCUCUAGCACCAGACAUCAUCAGGGGGUCCCAAGCACUCAAAUCAGUUUUUCGCAUUCUCCAAAGAAAAUCAGUCAUAAACCCGAACAACCCCGAAUCAAUCAUGGUCACAGAUAUCAAAGGAGAUAUAGAAUUGAGGAACGUGAGUUUUAGGUACCCUGCAAGGCCUGAUAUAGUCAUUUUCGACAACUUGAAUUUAGAGGUGUCUGCAGGUAAGAGUCUUGCAGUGGUUGGACCAAGUGGGUCUGGGAAGAGUACAGUAAUCGGACUAGUGAUGAGGUUCUACGAUCCUAAUAUGGGAGCGGUUUUGAUUGAUGGGUACAACAUUAAAUGCUUAAACUUGAGAUCAUUAAGGAAGAAGAUAGGCCUGGUUCAGCAAGAGCCGGCUCUAUUCGCCACCACAAUAUAUAACAACAUCAAAUAUGGGAAGGAAGAGGCCUCAGAGAUUGAAAUAAUGAAGGCUGCAAGAGCAGCCAAUGCUCAUAGUUUCAUAAGCAGAAUGCCAGAAGGUUACCAAACUCAAGUUGGUGACAGAGGAGUUCAGCUAUCAGGGGGGCAAAAGCAGAGGGUGGCCAUAGCCAGAGCCAUACUGAAAAACCCCUCAAUACUUCUCUUGGAUGAAGCAACAAGUGCAUUGGAUGCAUCAGCUGAGAAACUAGUUCAAGAGGCCCUUGAGACACUGAUGCAAGGCCGAACUACAAUCUUGGUAGCUCACAGGUUAUCAACGAUUCAAGACGCCGAUGACAUUGCUGUUCUGCAGAAUGGUAUGGUUGUCGAAUUUGGCAACCGUGAGCAGCUCAUUGCCAAACCCCAUGGAAUUUACAGACAACUGGUUAGUUUGCAAAAAGAGAAUUACAGAACCGCUGCAUAAUAAUAUUAGACAAAGUAAUGCUAUUGAUCAAUCCUUAGAAAACUUGCAUAUUAUUUUGUGUUGGGGGAGAUAGUCCUUGAUGAUGAAAUGUCAUAUAGCUAUGUUUUUUGUGAAUUUUAUGUAGUCAAGUAAUUUUCUCAAGGGAAUAUGGAAAUUAUAAACAUAGAAACCGACUUCAUCUUUUAAUAAUACGACUGUUGAUAAUA